AUGUCCGUGAACGGUACAACCCCCAAAGCGAAAUACCCCGCCAAAGCACACUGCCGGCGCGUGGCGCAAUACCUGGUCGACGCAGGCUUCUCACGACAUGGCGUCCUGUACCUCGAGGCCCAGAAAACCCGCAUGGUGGAGGACGACGACCAGGCCAUGCACUUCCGCCAGCGCCGGUACUUCUUCUACCUUUCCGGCUGCAAGCUGCCCGACGCCUACCUGACCUACAACAUCCCCCAAGACAUCCUUACCCUCUUCAUCCCCCCGAUCGACCCGGACAGCGUGAUCUGGAGUGGCUUGCCUGAGUCCAAAGAGGAGGCCCUGGCGAAAUACGACGUCGACGACGUGCUCUACUCCAACGAAGUGAAUGCCGCACUGGCCGCCUACGGCCCGUCCAAGGCAGCCACCGUCUACGCCAUCCCCGAGCAGGUCUCCGAGCACAUCACGUUCCUGCCCUUCAAGGCCGUCGAGUUCUCGUGCCUGAAGACGGCCAUCGACGAGUGCCGCGUGGUCAAAGAUAGCUACGAGGUGGGCCUCAUUCGCAAGGCCAACGAGAUCUCCACGCUGGGACACAUCGAAGCCGCCAAGGCGGUGCGCACGGCGACCAACGAGCAAGAACUGUACGGGGCCUUUGUCGGGACCUGCAUCUCGAACGGGGCACACGAGCUAGCAUACCACUCCAUCUGUGCCAGCGGCACCAGCUGCUCCACCUUACACUACGUCCGCAACGACCAGCCCCUACGAGACCGCUUGAACAUCCUCCUCGACGCGGGCGCCGAGUUCGACUGCUACUGCGCGGACAUCACCCGCACGUUCCCCAUCUCGGGGAGUUUCACGCCGGAAUCCCAGACCAUCUACGACAUUGUGGACGAGAUGCAGUCGUCAUGCUUCAAGAUGCUGCGCGCCAAGGUGCGGUGGGAAGACGUGCACGUGAAUGCGCACCGGGUCGCGAUCCGGGGGCUCAAAAAGGCCGGCAUCCUGGUCGGGGACGAGGAGGAGAUUUUCGAGAAGCGCAUCAGCGUGGCGUUCAUGCCGCACGGCCUGGGCCACUACCUGGGCAUGGACACGCACGACACAGGGGGCCACGCCAACUACGACGACCCGGACCAGAUGUUCAAGUACCUGCGCGUGCGCGGCGAGUUGCCGGCCGGCGCCGUCAUCACGGUCGAGCCGGGCAUCUACUUUUGCAACUUCAUCCUCGACCCCGUGCUGGACGACCCGGAGCUGAGUCGCUACAUCGACAAGACCGUGCUGGACAAGUACUGGACCGUAGGCGGUGUGCGGAUCGAGGACGACGUGCACAUCUUGGAGGAUGGCUAUGAGAAUCUGACCAAUACGCCCAAGCUAUGA
Molecule: messenger RNA, 1350 nt
Organism: Fonsecaea erecta
Lineage: Eukaryota; Fungi; Ascomycota; Eurotiomycetes; Chaetothyriales; Herpotrichiellaceae
Exons: 1
Coding region: 1-1350 (449 amino acids)
Molecular function (GO): metalloaminopeptidase activity; manganese ion binding
Source: RefSeq, a predicted model, not a curated record